UUUUCCUCCAAGUAGACCGUAUGUGGCUUUGUACAAGGUUGGGGGAGCACUUCAGACUUGGCUUCCCCAGAUGGAGAGAGUAAAGCUAGAGCAAAUGCCAGAAUAUUUGUGUAUUAGGCUGGUGGCCAUGUUGCUCUUGGCAGCAACUUUUCUCCCGAGCACAUUCUGUGACACAGGCUCUGUAUAUAAUUCUUCCUAUGAAACAGUCAUCCCCAAGAGACUGCCGGGCAAGGGGGCCGAAGAUCCCGAAGAGAAGGUGUCCUACAUGCUGUUGAUGCAGGGCCAGGAGCAGCUGCUUCAUCUGAAGGUGAAGGGACACUACUCCAUGAAGAACUUCCCAGUCUACAGUUACCCCAGUGGCAUCCUGGGGCAAGAAAUGCCUCUCGUGUCACAGGACUGCCACUAUGAGGGCUACAUGGAAGGAGUUCCAGGCUCCUUUGUGUCUGUCAACAUCUGCUCAGGCCUCAGGGGCGUCCUGAUUAAGGAGGGGACGUCCUAUGUCAUUGAGCCCAUGCUCUCUUCCAAAAAGUAUGAACACAUCCUCUAUGCCGUGGCACAUCAGCCUCAGGUCUCCUGCAGCGUCACUCCCAGAGACAGCCCAGGGGACAUGAGCCAGCAACAGAGGAGCAGGGAGCCUGAUAACCUACAGGCGCUGUCGGACUUGUGGUCACACACCAAGUACGUGGAGCUGUUUGUCGUGGUCAACCACCAGCGGUUCCAGAUGUGGGGCAGUAACGUCAAGGAGACGGUGCGGGCAGUAGUGGACAUCAUUGCUCUGGCCAACAGCUUCACCAGGGGCAUAAACACAGAGGUGGUGCUGGUGGGUGUGGAGAUCUGGACGGAGGGGGACCUGAUAGAGGUGCCUGGGGACCUGCAGGCUACGCUCGGGAAUUUCAACCGCUGGAGACAGGAGAAGCUUAGGGACCGGGUCAGGCACGAUGUUGCACACUUGAUCGUUGGGCAUCACCCAGGAGAGAACGAGGGCCUGGCCUUUCUCAAUGGUGCCUGUUCAGGUGGGUUUGCGGCAGCUGUGGAGGCCUUCCAUCAUGAAGAUGUGCUCCUGUUUGCGGCCCUCAUGGCCCACGAGCUCGGGCACAACCUGGGUAUCCAGCACGACCACCCGGCCUGCACCUGUGACCCUAAGCACUUCUGCCUCAUGCACGAGAAGAUCAGUAAGGACAGUGGCUUCAGCAACUGCAGCUCUGACCACUUCUACCGUUUCCUCCACGACCACAGAGGGUCCUGCCUGCUUGAUGAGCCCUGGCACCAAAGCCGCAAGCGCAGAGACGCCGGUUGUGGAAAUGGUGUGGUGGAGAAACCGGAAGAGUGUGACUGUGGUCCUGACUGUGACUCUAACCAGUGCUGUGGUGCAAACUGUAAACUGAAGACGGGCGCAGAGUGUAAUAAUGGGCUUUGCUGUUCCCUAUGUAAGUUUAGAAGGUUAGGACAGAUUUGCCGUUCUGCUGAUGGACCAUGCGACCUGGAAGAAUACUGUGAUGGGAGCUCUGCAGAGUGUCCCAAAGACAGGCUGGCUCAGGAUGGCUCUGUGUGUCAUGAAUCUUUCAUUUGCUUUGGUGGUCGGUGCAUGGACCCUAGCUCUCAGUGCUCACGCGUCUUUGGGUUUGGCGCAAAGUCUGCGUCAGAUGAAUGCUACCACUCUUUCAACAGCAGAGGGGACCGAUUCGGGAACUGUGGCUUCUCCUCUCUAGGAACGUAUGCCAAGUGUUCAGAUGAAAAUAUACUGUGUGGGAAACUUGUAUGUACAGAAGUAGACUUCUUGCCGCCAAUCAAACACAAGCACACACUGAUUCAGAUCCCUCAGAUAGUGGAUUGGUGCUGGAGUAUGGACGCUUUUGACAAUACAGAUAUCCCUGAUGAGGGACAGGUGAAGAACAACAUGUACUGUGGCCCACAAAAAAGUUGUAAGAAUUUCGCUUGUGUAGGCUCCCCUGUAUUCAAAUCUUCCUGUGAUGCAGCGCGAUCAUGUAAUGGACAUGGCGUUUGUAACGAUUUAGGAAACUGUCAUUGUUUAUCAGGCUUUGCACCCCCUGACUGCAUAAAGUAUGGAAACGGAGGCAGUGUGGACAGUGGUCCUUCUACUGGACCGCCAAGUGGAAAUCCUGAAGAUGUGAAUGAAAUCUCUGAGGAGGAAAAUAAAAAUGAAUGGAUACUUAACUUAAAGCUGAUAGUCCUUACUGUCAUGCUGGUACUCUUCAUACUCCUUAUAAUCAUCUGCAUAGUAACCACCUACAGUACUUCAGAACCUACUUCCGAAGCAGAACCUUCGGAAGAGGCAAAGGAGGAGGCCAAGAAAGAGGAAGAAGAGGGAGAAGGAGAAGAAGAAAUAGAAGAAGAAGAGGAAGAGGAGGAGGAGGAGGAAGAAGAGAAGGAG
Messenger RNA from Psammomys obesus (fat sand rat), 2392 nucleotides. RefSeq names its product disintegrin and metalloproteinase domain-containing protein 1b-like. Gene Ontology annotation, biological process: binding of sperm to zona pellucida; proteolysis; male gonad development. Gene Ontology annotation, molecular function: metalloendopeptidase activity. Lineage: Eukaryota; Metazoa; Chordata; Mammalia; Rodentia; Muridae. The transcript has a single exon. Gene Ontology annotation, cellular component: plasma membrane; external side of plasma membrane; sperm head plasma membrane. The annotation marks the transcript as partial. The record is from RefSeq and is a predicted model, not a curated record.